AUGGACCCCACGGUAUCUGUCUCACAAUGGAAGGGUGAGAAGCUGAAAAACAGCUCUCAUUGGCCAGCUUGGUACUCUGCGAUGAAGCAGUUUGCCAAGACUAGGAAAGUAUGGGAUUAUUGCAAUCCUGAGAAACCAGCCCCGGAAGUGCUGGAGGAGCCGCAGGCCCCCGCACGACCGCGGUUAUAUAUCCCACGAGGGGCAACUACAGAGGUAGCCAAGACCCUAAGGGAAGAGUUUAAGGAUCGUCAGAUGGAGUAUAGCUACGACCAUGACGAUUACAAAGAGGAGCUUAAAAGGUAUGAGAAGGUGGAAAACGGCCUACAAUCAGUUGAGUUCGUGAUCACUGCGUCAACAGAUACUAAGCUACACCGUCUUAUAGAUGAUCUUGAGACUCCGUACAAGAAGAUUAGCUUUCUUAAGAAGCGCUUCUCACACACAAAGUCUCACCAGAAUGAAGUCCUGCUACGCUGGGCAGAAGGGUGCGUACGACCACCAAAGAAGGGUCAAAACGUACUAUCCUGGCUAGAAGAGUAG
Molecule: messenger RNA, 537 nt
Organism: Penicillium odoratum
Lineage: Eukaryota; Fungi; Ascomycota; Eurotiomycetes; Eurotiales; Aspergillaceae
Exons: 1
Coding region: 1-537 (178 amino acids)
Source: RefSeq, a predicted model, not a curated record